Molecule: messenger RNA, 712 nt
Organism: Strongylocentrotus purpuratus (purple sea urchin)
Lineage: Eukaryota; Metazoa; Echinodermata; Echinoidea; Camarodonta; Strongylocentrotidae
Exons: 2
Coding region: 4-591 (195 amino acids)
Source: RefSeq, a predicted model, not a curated record
UUCAUGGCCCUUGUGAGCACCUACGGCUUCACCCCAUCAUCGGCCUCCAGCUAUCCAGAGACGGACGACAGCGGGUCGACGUCGACGACGACCAGGAACGAGACCAACGACAUCCCUCCCAUGGAUCAACCCGACCACGUCUUACCUUACGACGAGGAAGACGACAACGCCACCAAACAGUCUUACGUCCUCACCAACGGCAAGCUCUCCUGUUAUAAAUGUGGCGCCUAUCAGAACCAUGACGGGGAAGAUUACGACAGCAUCCUCGAUGACUGCAUGUUCAAAGCGGCAGAGACAGCAGAAUAUGAAGAAUGCCCAAACAGUGUAAUGAAUAUUUCGACGUUUCCAUCAUGCUACGUAAAUAAGAUGAUGGCAGCCGGACACAUAACCAGUUUUUCAAGAGGCUGUAUGAUCUACCAUGAAUGCAUACUGGCGGACUACUGCGAAUCGUCCCUUAACAAGACCGGUGCUUGCCAGUCAUGCUGUCGGGAGAACUACUGCAACCGAGCUGCCGGAGAGUGCCUGCCACGGAUCGAAGUCGUCAAGCUUCUUUUCCUUACCCUCUCUACUUACUUGUUCUUCGUCAGAUAGCGGAUUACCAAAUAGAACCAAAGACUCACUUUAUGAGAUGAUGAAUACCCCUUUGGUGUUCUGUUCGGUUACCUGGUGGAAAGGCAGAUGCGGAUAUAAUGUGCUAACACGAAGGAACUCG